AUGGAACAGAAAGACAACGCAAACCCUAUCGUCUACCAGUCGAGCGCGAGCUCGACACAGCGACGCGCCGCCUCGAGUGCCAAUGCAGAGUGGUGGCGUGACCAUUCGAUCCACUCCUCGGCACAGUCGGCAGGUCGACCCACUCCUUCCAAUGGCAGCAGCAUCGCUGGCAUCGCUGGCAGCUCCUCUACCACCGCUGGCGCUAGCUCCAGCUCCAACCUCGCCACAUCAUUUGCUCGCGCAACUCGCUCCACCAUCGACCAAGACGAUGAGGACGAAGAGGAAGAGCACGACGACGACGUAGACAUGGCCGACAACCGCAACACCGUCUCGCCGCCCACAUCACCCGAGACUACGUCUGUCGCACACAACAACCGCACCGAGAUACCCGCUACUGUCUCGGACGAGCAGAUCGACAGCCAAGAGAUUUACGACCUCAUCCGCUCCAUCACCGACCCGGAACAUCCUCUCACGCUCGAACAGCUGGCUGUGGUCAACGCGUCCCAUAUUACCGUCUCCAAUGGCGACUUGGCGGCCAACAAACUGCCGCAUGUGCUGCUCGAGUUCACGCCGACCAUCCCACACUGCAGCAUGGCUACACUCAUCGGGCUUUCGCUCCGUGUGCGAUUGCUGCGUGCGCUGCCGGAUCGGUUCAAGGUGGAUAUCCGUGUUCGACCGGGAACGCAUCAGUCGGAGAAUGCGGUCAACAAGCAGCUCAACGAUAAGGAGAGGGUAGCUGCGGCCCUCGAGAACUCGCAUCUGUUCAAUGUGGUGCAGGGUUGCCUGGCGAGUGCGGGGAGGAGGGGCAAGAGCGCCGAUGAGAUUGCGGGCUACUUUAACAACCCGCCGACGGGUGAUGGUGCGGAUGAUCAGGAUUACCAGAGCAUCAGGAAGACGGUGGAUGAGAUCACGACGAGGAUGGGCAUCGCCGUUUGA
Kalmanozyma brasiliensis GHG001 is the source of this 936-nucleotide messenger RNA. Its product is annotated as protein of unknown function DUF59. The record is from RefSeq and is a predicted model, not a curated record. The transcript has a single exon. The coding region runs from base 1 to 936 and encodes 311 amino acids. Gene Ontology annotation, biological process: iron-sulfur cluster assembly. Lineage: Eukaryota; Fungi; Basidiomycota; Ustilaginomycetes; Ustilaginales.